Molecule: messenger RNA, 957 nt
Organism: Diplodia corticola
Lineage: Eukaryota; Fungi; Ascomycota; Dothideomycetes; Botryosphaeriales; Botryosphaeriaceae
Product: transcriptional regulator protein
Exons: 6
Coding region: 1-957 (318 amino acids)
Source: RefSeq, a predicted model, not a curated record
AUGGCCCAAUACGUCCCACUCAAGAAGCCGGUACAUCAGCGCCCGGUGUCGUCGCAUGUUAGCGCUGGCACGAAGAAAGAAUGGGGGGUUCCGGUAGCCUUGGUCGGGAUGAUCCGUGACCAGCUCACGGUUUCUUCAUGGCUUGCCUUGGGUGGCUGUCUGCAAUGCCUGCUUUUCCUUGUCGGGGGCCGCAUCGCAUUCGUGCCGCCCUUCUUCCUCCUCUUCUACCGCGUCGUUGACGCCGCUCUCAUGACGAAAGGCUGGAAGGCGAAUCCGGCAGUGGAAGACGUAAUCUAUAAUAAGUUCGCCAUUCACUACCCAGACGCCGAAGGCAAGUACGGUGGCAAGACCGCCAACAAGGACAUUGUCGUCUUCCACAUCGGUGCAAGGAACUUUCAUCCUAUGGGAAUGUUUGCACCCGGUUUCAAGGGGAUUGGCGACUUUUUCGACGGAAUGGUCAAGGACGCUGAGAAGCGCUCAGAGGAGUACGGCCUCAUGGGAGUAACAAGCUACAACGUCGUUGGCGAGUCAUCAACCAGCAGUGAGACCAUGACGGUCAUGUUCUUUGAGAACCUUGAGGGUCUUCACAAGUUCGCUCAUGAUCCUUUGCACCGCGAAGCUUGGAACUGGUGGAACAAGAACCUGGAUAAGUUGAAGCACAUCAGCAUCUGGCACGAGGUAUUCCGCUGCCCGGCCGGCAACUGGGAGGGCAUCUACGUCAACUCGCAUCCUCGCGGUCUUGCUGCAACAACGGUCCCGCUUACGCUGGAGAAGGACAACGAGGCUCUGGGCGUCAAGGCCGGCGAGAAGGUGCACUGCUAUCCUAUCGUUGAUGCCCGCAGAGGCCCCCUGAAGACCAGUGCGGGCCGCCUAUCAGCCACCGGUUCAGACGCCAAAGAGCAUGAGAAGUAUAGCGAUGACCCGUAUGAGAACUAUGGCCGUUUGAAUGCGGUUUGA